Closterium sp. Yama58-4 is the source of this 1512-nucleotide messenger RNA. The record is from the annotation of a GenBank genome assembly. NCBI's taxonomy places the organism in Eukaryota, Viridiplantae, Streptophyta, Zygnematophyceae, Desmidiales, Closteriaceae.
AUGGCGGUCGGCGCGGGAUGGUUGUGGCAUCCCGCGGAGGUGCGGCGAGACGAGCUGAAGGCGGGCGACCACAUCUUCUCGUGGCGCAUCGGCAUGUCUUAUUCUCACCAUGGAGUGUACGUGGGAGCGGACGAGGUGAUUCACUUCACGCGCCAGCAGGCCGACGAGAUCGGCUCCAACGCCCUCCUAGACUACGCUGCUUCCGUCUCCCCCGCCCUUCAACGCACCUCAACCAUCCCCCCUAACACUGCUGAUGCUGCUGGGGUUGCUGCUGCUGGACCUGGUGGCGGUGCAGGUUCGGCGCCGUGCCGAGCCUGUGGCACGGAGGAUAGCAGUCACGGUGUCAUCUCGUCGUGCCUGCGGUGCUUCUUGCACGGCGGCCGGCUGUUCAGAUUCGACUACGCCGUGUCGGUGGGGAGCUUCUGCCUGCAGAUGCGAGGCGGCACGUGCAGCAUGGCCGAGCCUGAUCCCCCCCAUGCCGUGGUGCAGAGGGCUCGUCUGCUCUUGAAGGAAGGGUUCGGGCGCUACCACGUGCUGGACAACAACUGUGAGGACUUUGCCGUGUUCUGCAAGACGCGUGCACUCGUGGUGGACAAGACACGCGUGGGCACCAGCGGCCAGUCCGCUGCUUUCUUCGGGUUCAACUUUGCCUCUGCCACCGCUGCCGUGCCCUUGCUGCUCGUAGGGCCCCUGGCUGCUGCUGCUGUGUUUGCAGGGUCGUACAGCCUGAGCCGAGUGGCGCUGGAUGUGGGGGUGAGGAGGGACGUGGUGAAGGUGGAGGGGGAGGAGCUGGUGGCGAGUCUCAAGGGUGGGGGAAGGAUGUGCGGGGAUGGGACUGGAGGAAGGAGGGGAAAGGACGGGGUGGAGAUGGUGGUUGCAAGGAUGAGAGGGGGUGUAGAUGUGCAAGGGGAGGCCUCCCCACAAUCCGACAGCUCCGCAAAGGACGGAUCUGCCUGGAAACACGAAGUCGCGAGAUUGGUGCAAGAAUCCGCGAAACUCGUCGUCGCCACGUCCGCGAGUGUGGCCGUCGCCCUGUCAGCAGGCCUAGGGAUUGCCGAGGCGCGGCCAGAGGGGGUGAACAAGCCGGAGCUGCUGCCCAAGGAGUUCACUACCGUCAUUGACGUCGCGGACUUCCUCUCCACCGGCCAGGAGCAACGGCUGGCCAAGGAUGUGGAGAGAUUGGAGCAGGACACGGGGUAUAAACUGAGGAUACUUGCGCAAAAUUACCCCAACACUCCGGGGUUGGCGAUUCGGGACUACUGGGGGGUGGAUGAUGAGACUGUGGUGUUCGUUGCUGAUCCCAACAUGGGCAACCUCCUGAACUUCAACGUCGGUGCAACCGUGGACCUGUCGGUUCCCAGAAGCUUCUGGAGCCGGCUAGCAGGCAAGUACGGUAAUGUGUUCUACUGGCGGGAGAAGGGCGAGGAUGCAGCAAUAGAGGCUGCUGUGAUUGCGAUUGACCACUGCCUGAGGGAGGACCCCGGGCCCAGGCAGUGCGCUGAGAUUAAGUAG